Molecule: messenger RNA, 9609 nt
Organism: Hippocampus comes (tiger tail seahorse)
Lineage: Eukaryota; Metazoa; Chordata; Actinopteri; Syngnathiformes; Syngnathidae
Gene: nbeal1
Product: neurobeachin-like 1
Exons: 55
Coding region: 515-8782 (2755 amino acids)
Biological process (GO): intracellular protein localization
Cellular component (GO): cytosol; membrane
Molecular function (GO): protein kinase binding
Source: RefSeq, a predicted model, not a curated record
ACAAUGAUCUUCAAAUGGGCGACUGCACACCUUAAAUGUUGCCCUUUUUGUGAUUAAAUUCCAAUUUGGGAUGCCUUGGAAACCUACUCUCUUGUUCUGAAAAAACCGAACGUCACCAUCGAACAGAAGGCUCCACUCCGUUCCACUGAUCGCGUCGUUUUUGCCAACUUGACUGUGAUCUGCUCCGGCAAAGAGAGUGGUUUUCGCUACCCAGGUGUCUCCGGAUUCUCUUCGGCAAAACCAAAACAAACAGGGUCAUCAUUAUUCUGGAUACUGACUGUCUCCUCCUUAUCCAGAGAAGACGAAGGAUUUUUAAUCCCCAGCAGUCAUCAGCAAUUCCUUCUUGGACGCUUUUCAGUGGAUUUCUCUGGUUUUCUGUGAUGUAAUGCCAGCGUGGGACGAUCAUGAUGAUGAUGAUGCCCAGCAACCGAGGUUGAGGUCUUGACUUGACAAUGAAGCUCCCACGAAAGUGACCUUUGUGGAGUUGGCAGCCCAACGGGCGCUCAGUGGCGUAAUGGCAUCUAGCGAGAGACUGUACGAGGUUUGGAUGCUUUACUGUACCAAGAGAGACCCAGACUACUUGAAGCUAUGGCUCGAGAGUUUCAUCAGCUCCUAUGAGAGAUGUCUGGAUGUGGACUUUGAAAAGCCACCAUUAAGGCUGGAGGAGCCCCCGCCAGUACUGAGUCUUCUGCCAGACAACAUCUUACAGGUUUUGCGCCACCAGCUUCUGCAAUGCGUCCAAAAAGCCUCUGAUGGUCUGGAGCCUGAGCAGCAAAACUUGGCACUACUUCUGCUCAAGUUCCUCAUCAUUGUCUGCAGGAACCUGUCCAAUGUGGAGGAGAUAGGCACCUGCUCCUACAUCAACCACAUCAUUGCCAUGACAACACUUUACAUUCAGCAGCUGAAGAGCAAUACCAAAGAGAAAGAGUUGGUGGACCAAAGCCAGGCAGAGGAGUUUGUACGUCAUGCACUGGCAUUCUGCGAGAGCCUCUAUGACCCUUAUUGCAAUUGGAGGCAUCGAACCUGCGGGAACCAGCUGGGCACAGUCGAGAGAAGCAGGCAGAAGUACAAAGCAGCUCCACUUACUGUGGAAUUUGUCCCCUUCUUUUACCAGUGCUUUCAAGAAAGUGAACACCUUAAGGAAAGCUUAAAAUGCUGUCUGCUGCACCUAUUUGGUGCCAUAGUAGCUGGUGACCAGAAGAACGCACUGCUUGCUGUCUCUCCGGCCACCAUGGAGGUUUUGAUUCGGGUGCUGGUGGAUUGCUCCAUGGGUAGCUGUUCCUCAGACGAAGGAGAGGACUGGGACAGUGAGGCCCCUGAUCGGAAGGCAUGUCUGACUUUGGGAUGUUUGAGGGUGGUGGUGCAGUGUCUCCUGGCCGCCAGCUCAGACCAGCGGCAAGUAGAAAUUGCCUCUGUGCUCGAAAACUACUUCAAGCUGCUCAACUCGGACCCAGCAGCUGUGGUUGCCGCUCGACAGCAGCAGCAGCAGCAGCAAGCCAAAGGUCGAGUGCCAACACUAGGCAGGCACUGGGAAAGCCGCUUUGUGGCACUGCAAGUGCACAUGCUAGACACAAUGAGGGACAUGUUCCUUUGUUCAGACAGGCCAGUUCUACAAGCCAUCUUCCUCAACAGUAACUGCUUUGAGCAUCUGAUACGACUGCUCCAAAAUAGCAAGCUGGUUAACGCUAGGUGCACGGCGGCAGACAAGGACCAGAAAGAUAUAACCAACAACAGGUUACUGUCAGGAGAGAGAGACACUCAGGUGAUACAAGGACGGUUAGACUCCCUUGCUGUAGCAACUAUUAAAGCCCUAACCACAGUGAUGCAUAGAUCACCAGCUGCAAAGGAGGUGUUCAAAGAAAGAAUUGGUUAUAAUCACUUGUACGAAGUCCUCGUUUCACUUGGCCAGCCAUCUCGACACCUCCUUAAAGAGAUGAUGAACAUGGCAGUGGAAGGUGAGCACACAUCAGUGGGAAUCUUGGGAAUCAGCAAUGUGGAGCCUUUACUCCUGCUCAUCCAGUGGCUGCCAGAUUUGGACUCAUCAGAGUUACAGAUUUUUGCUGCCGAUUGGCUCUGUCGGCUCAUCUGCCUCAAUCGGCAAACACGUACCACCUGUGUCAAUGCUGCCAUGGUCUUGAGAGCACUGGCUGUCCUUGAGUGCCACCGGCAGCUACACCGAGUUUGUGCAGAGAGCCUUUUGCGAUUGGUGGGAUCCCUUGGCUCCCUGUCCCUGAGUGCCAGGGAUCUCCUGAGGCUCCUGCACCUGCUCAGACCACCAGAAUCCAACCAAGCUCAUCCCUAUGUGGGACCUGCUCUGAAAGCUCUCCUUGUCAUGGUACGUAAACAGGGUCUGGAGAGCGCAAUGCAGUACUUUGAUCUGUCGCCCAGUAUGGCUGGCAUUGUAGUUCCAACAGUACAGCGCUGGCCAGGCUCUGCCUUCAGCUUCCUAGCCUGGUUGUCCCUGGACCAGGAUCAAUUGGGUCCAGUCAGCAAGGACAAGAGAAAGCAGCUCUACAGCUUUUUUACCUCGGGUGGCACGGGGUUUGAGGCCUUUAUUAGCUCUGCGGGUGUACUGGUGGUGGCUGUUUGCACAAAAAAGGAAUACGUCACAGUCAUGCUGCCCGACAACUGCUUCUGUGACUCCCUCUGGCACAGCAUUGGUGUGGUGCAUGUACCUGGAAAGAGGCCAUUUGGACAGAGCCUCGUCUACAUUUAUGUGGAUGGACAGCAGAAGCUAUCUGCCCCCCUCAAGUACCCCACCAUGACUGAGCCAUUUACCUCCUGUUGCAUUGGCUCAGCGGGCCACCGGACCACAACUCCGCCACCCUCCCAGAUCCCAGACCCCCCCAUUUCCUCAGCCACCUCACCCAGCACACGUUCCUCAUUGGGUAGCAUCCUUUCGCCGCACACUUGGGGCGGACUACUGAGCGGAAAGCCUGAGUCUGUGACAAAGCUCAUUUCAGCAGGGACCCAGGACAGUGAGUGGGGAAGCCCCACAUCUUUGCAGGGUCAGCUGGCGAGUGUCAUGGUGUUCCACGAAGCCCUGCAACCCAACCACAUUAAAAUCCUCUGUAGUGCUGGUCCAAACUGUGUGUCUCCUUUAAAAGCCCAGGAGUCAGAACUUGGUGACCUUUCAAGUAAACUGCUGCUGCAUUACUCGCCAAAGGCAUGUCAAAACCCAAUCUGCCUCGAUCUUUCCCCCAACAAACUACAAGGACGCCUGACUGGGAAGAAAGUUGUUAACUGGGACGUCAAGGAUAUGAUCAAUUGCGUAGGCGGGCUGCAAGUGCUGUUUCCUAUACUAGAGCAGCUGGCUCUAAUGACCCCUGAUCAACAGAAUAGUGAUGCUUCAACUGGGUCAGACUUCAUCACCCCAGAUGUUACCACUCCUGCUGAUGGAGAAUGGGUCAUUCUCCCAUCAAAUAGGGCUUCAGAAGCACGCCUGGAGAAGAAUCUGGUGGCUACUUUACUGUUGGUGCUGAAGCAUUUUCUACAGAGGCAUGCUAUAAACCAGGAGAAUCUGCUCCACUCGCAUGGUGUUGCUACUCUAGGAGCCCUACUGCAGAAGCUUCCAGCAGGACACAUUGAUGUCAAUGUGCUCGUAGCUAUGCAGCUGCUGAUAGAGCAGGUGACGUACGAGAAGAACCAGGGCCUGCUGCAGCAACUUCACACACAUCUACUGUUCAACUUCAACAUCUGGAACAAAGGGGACUUCCCUUUACGUAUAGGUCAUAUACAGUAUAUGACCACUGUCAUCAAAGACAACAGGAAGCAGUUCCGUAAAAAAUAUGGAGUCCGAUUCCUUUUGGACAACAUACGCCUCUAUUAUGGGAAAAACAGUAAUAAAGAGAGUGACCUGAGUGAGGAUGACAUUCUGAACAUCCGUAUGUCGCUCUACGACCUCAUCAAAUACUACAUCAGCAAGGGCAUGUCACAGGAAGAGAUGCACAGCAUUAUUGGAUACAUUGCUGCCAUUGGGGAUGAAGAUCAGAUUUGUGGGCUAUUAGAGAUGUUACUCAGCCUCCUUCAGAGCAGUCCAUCCAGGGAUCAGCUCUUUCUGCUCCUCUUUGAGCCUGGAGCAGCUGACUCUUGCUAUGCGCUUCUGCUCAACAAUAAAUACUCAGACCGCCUUCGAGAACUUGUCUUCAAGCUGUUUGAGCGCAUGUUACGAUGUGAUCGCAUCUAUGAGAAAAACAAGCAGCGUUUGAGGCUGAGGGAGGCGGGUUACAACGGCCUGUCACUGCUCUUCUCCGAUCUUCACAUCACACCGAAUCUCAUUCGUUGUCUCCUCAAUCAGGUCCUGCACACAGAUCAAGUGGUCAACUACAAGGAUCUGAUGGCACUAGUUCAGCUCACUCAUCGAACUGGACCCAGCAUUCGGCUCAUUGUCUGCAAGAGGGUGUACCAACUCCUCCAGUCCCAACAAGAUGCUGCUUGCCACAUUUCGAGGCACCAGUGUUGGCAGGAUACCCUUGCACGACUGUACAUGCGAGGUGAAGGCUCAUUGCCAUCGCGAAGUGCAGACACAGUCAGCACCUGCAGCCUGGACUUGAACCAACCCAGUGGAGCCAAUAGUAACCGCCUGGAACUGCCGCUACACCGUAGAACAAGGGCAAGCAGUGCUGGCCGCUUGGAUCGCAUAGAGAAUGACUGGCAAAGCAUGGGUGACACUCGCUCAGUAGACAGCAUGGAGAACAGCGAUGUCAUCUCACUACUGGACACUCCGUCAUCUUCCGCUUCGGCUGAGCCACAACCACAAGUCAAGCCUUGGCUCGUGGGAAAAUCUGGUGGCUUGACACUUGACCUGUCUCACCUCCAGACCUACGAGGGCUUAGAGAGUGGCAGCCAGACACCUGGCAGUAUGCCGAGCACACCCUCUCCAGUAGAAGCACCAAAGCCCUUUCCAGGCAACUCUGGAAGUAUAGAUCACACAGCCCCAUUGACUGAAGACACCUUCCUCUUCAAUGACAACGUCUCCCUGGGGGAGUCCUUUAAUAAUACUGAGCGGGCUGAGGAAGAAUUGUGCAGUAUGUUGCUGGAGAUUCUGCUGUGUGUGAUGUGGCGUGGAGUUGAAGGUUCUGAUGACUCAGCGUGGCUGGAGCGUGGCCAGGUUUUUUCAGCACUCACCAAAUUGGGAACAGCCAAUGAGCUGCUACUUCCUGUUGACCAAAUCAAACUCAGUCUCAUGGAACGUAUGUUGGAAUUGGCCGUGAUUGACAACCGUGAGGCAUCUGCUGCCACAUUGCCUCAACACACUGAGAACGCGGUCCGUCUACUUCACGUGGUACAAGAUUUCUUGCAAGCAGAGGGCCUGGUCAACCCGGCACUCUGGACAGAGAAGGUGCUGGAGGAGACUGUGACACUGAUGGACUGUCUCAUGGUGUGGUAUUCUGCUGGCACCCAGUGGUUCGAGCUUUCCCAAGUUGGACUGAGAUUGUUGCUCGGCUUCAUGGCACAAGAGGACCCAGAGGUGUGUGCAGUAGCCACUGCUAAACUCAAUUUUAUUCUACAAAUGAAGGAAGUGUCCAGCCAGGAUGAGGCCUGCUACUUGCUCGGCAAGGUUGAGUGCAUCCUGCGGCGCUCUGUCCAGGAGAACACAGAGGAAACAUACUCAUUCCUGGUUCCUCUGUUGCGAACACUCCUCUCCAAAGUUCACCGUCUCCUCUAUAUGGAGCUGCAUUUGCCCCAACUGCCUGAUACCAAUGGCAGCCCAUCUUUUUUCGAGGAUUUUCAAGUAUACUGCAACUCACCCGAAUGGCGUGUCUAUCUGGACAAAUAUAUCAUUCCAUACAUGAAGCAGUAUGAACUUGAGACCUUCAGUCAGGGCCAUGAGAGUAUGGCACUUUACUGGAAGGAGUGCUAUGAGGCCUUCAUGGUCAGCCUGCAUAGGAGAGAGCGAGAUAGAGGGGAGAGCAAGAUGUGCUUCCAGGAACAAUUUGUUGAGCCAUUCUCUCGCCAAAGUCGUCAGGAGAACCUGAGGUACAACAGCAUGUUAAAGCAACAACAUAGCCAGAACAGCGCCUCUCUCAGGCAGUGGAAGGCUGCUCGGCGGGGCCUUGUGUGUGAGAGGGGGCCUUGGGCUGAAAGGCAGCCAAAGAAGAUGCACUGGAAGCUGUCCAGCGCAGAGAACUUUUCCCGCAUGAGACUGAAGUUGAUCCGGAAUUUCAACUUUGACCUUUAUAGGGAGGCCAGUGCCCUGCGAGACAACCUUGGUGUUCAUCAGCAAUUUGUCAACCCGGAAUCUCUGCUGCUGGAGGCUGUGAAGCAGGUGAAAGUCACCAACCUGGAAGAUGACAUCUUGGAGCUGCCAGAGGAUGACCUGGCAGCAGCAAAUAUCCAGAUUGAAGCAGAGGAGGCAGGUCAAAAGGAGAAACUGAUUCUGUCAGAAGACUGUCAGUUGGUGACGGUGGUUGAUGUGGUACCUGGCCGCCUGGAACUCACUACCCAGCACAUCUAUUUCUACGACAGCAGCCAAGAGAAAGACGAAGGUGUGGGCCAUGACUUUAAAUGGCCCUUGAAUCAGAUUCGUGAGGUCCAUCUCCGGCGAUACAACCUGCGACGCUCCGCUCUGGAGAUCUUCCUUAUUGACCAAACCAACUACUUUCUCAACUUCAAGAAAGAGGCAAGAAAUAAGGUGUAUGACCGCAUGCUGCUACUGCGAUCCCUCAGUCUGUAUGGAACACGUUCUCCACAAGAGCUCCUUAAAGCCUCCGGAUUAACGCAGAAAUGGGUCAACCGGGAGAUUUCCAACUUUGACUACCUGAUGCAACUCAACACAAUUGCUGGCAGAACAUACAACGACCUGGCGCAGUAUCCAGUGUUUCCCUGGGUUCUGGCAGACUACACCUCCAAAGAUCUGGACCUUUCAGACCCCAUGGUAUUCAGGGAUUUGUCAAAGCCGGUGGCAGUACAGAACAACGACAAUGCUAAAGCUGUUCGAGAAAAGUAUGAAAGUUUUGAGGACCCAACAGGAACUGUUGACAAGUUUCAUUAUGGGACCCACUAUUCGAGUGCAGCUGGCGUGAUGCACUAUCUGAUCAGAGUUGAGCCCUUCACCUCCCUACACAUCCAGCUGCAGAGUGGACGGUUUGACUGUGCCGACCGCCAGUUCCACUCCAUUCCGGCAACCUGGCUGACUCUCAUGGACAAUCCCAAUGACGUCAAGGAGCUCAUACCUGAGUUCUUUUACUUCCCAGAGUUUCUUGAGAACCACAAUGACUUUGACCUUGGUCGCCGGCAGAUAACCAAAGAAAAAGUAAAUGAUGUGAUUCUGCCCAAAUGGGCCAAGUCCCCUGAGGACUUUAUCUAUAAACACCGCAAAGCCCUGGAGUCUGAAUAUGUGUCCGCACACCUUAAUGAGUGGAUCGAUCUGAUCUUCGGUUACAAACAGAGGGGUCCCGCCGCAGUGGAAGCCCUCAAUGUUUUCUACUACUGCACAUAUGAGGGAGCAGUAGACCUUGAUGCCAUCACUGAUGAAAAGGAACGCAAGGCCCUGGAAGGCAUGAUCAGUAACUUUGGGCAGACACCCUGCCAGCUACUCAAGGAGCCACAUCCAAUUCGUCUUUCUCAGGAGGAAGUGGAGAAGAGGAAGGCUCUCCUGGACUCAUGUCCUCUGAUCAUGUUUGAACACCUCAGCACCCUUAAGUCCUUCUUUGUGGAGGGCAUCAGUGACAACGUUCCACUGAUCAAAGCUAUUGUUCCAAAGAAUCAGUCCCACUCCUUCAUCAGUCAAGGGAGUCCAGACACAAUGGUGACAGUCAGUCAAAACUGUCUGUUUGGGACGCAUGGGUGGCUACCUUACAACAAGAAUAUCUCCAACUACUUCACCUUCAUUAAGGACCCCACUGUGUCCCAUACCAAGACCCAGCGUUUUCUGCCGGGACCCUUCGCUCCCGGUGUGGAGGUAACAACGAGGCUGUUUGUGAUCUCUCACGAUGGAAAGUUGCUCUUUAGUGGAGGCCACUGGGACAACAGCCUCCGAGUCACCUCACUUGUCAAGGGCAAGACUGUCGGGCAGCACAUCCGGCACAUGGAUAUUGUAACCUGCUUGUCAACAGACCAUUGCGGCAUCCACCUGAUUUCCGGUUCCAGAGACACCACCUGCAUGGUGUGGCAGGUUCUACAGCAGGGCGGUGCUCCAGUAGGUCUGCAUCCUAAACCUGUUCAGGUGCUAUAUGGCCACACAGAUGAGGUGGUCAGUGUUUGCAUCAGCACAGAGCUGGACAUGGCUGUGUCUGGAGCACGGGAUGGGGUAGUGAUCAUCCAUACAGUGCGCAGAGGUCAGUAUGUGCGUUGCUUGCGACCGCCAUGCGACAGCUCCUUGCCCCUGUCUGUCCUCCAUUUGGCUGUGUCCUGGGAGGGUCAUCUGCUGGUCCACACCUGCUUGGAGGGCAAAGCAACACUAAAAGAUAAAAACGCCCUCCACCUUUACUCUGUCAAUGGGAAGCACCUUUGCAGUGAACCUCUGAAGGAUCAGAUGACCGACAUGUGCGUUUCCAGGGAGUUUGUUGUUACUGGCAGUGAGCAAGGCUACUUGUCCAUUCGAGACCUCUACAGUCUGUCGCUAUGUGCGGAGCCCAUGGCCAUGCGUGUGCCUGUGCGCUGUGUAUCCGUCACCAAGGAGCAGAGUCACAUCCUGGUGGGCCUCCACGAUGGCAAGCUGAUCAUCGUGGGCGUGGGCAAGCCAGCCGAGCUGCGUUCAGGCCACAUCACGCGGAAGCUGUGGGGCUCCACCAAGAGGCUGACCAGGAUCUCCUCAGGGGAAUCGGACGUCAUCAUCUAGCAUGAGCACCAUCCCUGCCCUUCCUUUGCUCAAUCCCUAAACGAACCCCCGCUGCUGCCCCCCGCCUCCUAUGGUCACCCUCCAUUCGUGUCACACGCCGCACCUCCAUUCAUGUCAACUUGCCUCAUUCUGUCACAUCCAAGUGAAAUGUGCUCCAAUUUUCUUUCCUGUGGUUUGACCAAAUGGCGCUGGCGCCGCGGUUCAGAUCCAGAGGCAGCUUAAGCUUUCAGUAUCAGCCCACCACCUCUUCAUAUUGUUUUUGUUUGUGUCUUUAUAUUUUCAAGUGACCUUCCUUUAGUUUGCCUUUGGUGCAGAGAGGCCGGAUGUUUCCUCAAAGCUGCCACUCAGCAGUCCUAUGUUGCGAGACAGCUCACAUAGAAGAUCAAAAUUCUCUGCCAUUCGAUUUGUCGUAUCGUCUUUUUCGUUGAGCUUCUUGUUUUCCAGCAAAUGCACGUAUGCACCCUGUAGCCGGUAUUAGCUCAUGUGAAAUGGCGUUUUAGAUUGUGAAUUGUCACAUAGCCAUUGAAUCAUUGCGUGGCGCUGUCAUGGCAGGAGAUGAGACUUGUAGAGAUAACACAAGCAGUCUGUUUGGUGAAUGUUUUUGAGUUACUAAGAUACGUUUUACUUAUAGGAAAAGUAGCAUUUUGUAAGCUCUCUUUGUUGUUUCUGACACAGUUUAGGAAUUCUCCAAGGGCUCCGCCAGAUGGUAAUAGCAAUACUGUGUUGGGUGCUUUUGUCGCCAUGCAUCAUUUCAACUGCAUACUCCUUUUGUCUUCCUGCAGCCACUCUCUUACCCCGACUGUUAGCCGUCAUUGUUGCUUCCAAAA